AUGCGCAGUGCCUCCGACCUCGCAAAUAUCGACUGUGCCUCAACAACGACCAUAAUGAGCGGACCACCACCACCCAAAAAACGAAAAAACGCGUCGAGCGGUGCGCCAGUCGGGGAUGCCCCCAAUGAGUUCGAGGAGGUGAUGGGGAAGAUGAAGGGGACGACGGAUCGAGAGGUGGCACUGAAAGCGGCGAAAAAAUUGAAGGCGAUGCUGCCGAAUGGCGCGAAAAUUAAGGAUUUUGUGUCGCACCGAAAGAAUUUGGAGGAUUUGGUAGCGGUCUUCACUAGGGAAACUUCUCUGUUGGGUACAUCAAUGUACCAAGAAGACCUUCACAAAUACUCUAUCAGUAUCCUUGCCAAUUGCUGUUAUACCGACAAAAGUACAUCAACUGGAACGCAGAUUCGAAAGGCUUCUCGAGGAUUUUUGGAUCAAGCAGUGGCAAGAUGCAUAGGAGGACGCCAAGAUUUCUUUGCAAGAGUUUUUGAUAAUUUUCCGAAUCUUCGAGAGCACGACGUCCAACAUCGAAAUCCGUGUCUCGAUGUGUCGCCUUAUCGGAAACCUGUGCAACAACAAAGACCUUGUCACCAGUUGGCUAUCAAGCAACACAAUUCUCUUCGAUCGGAUCGCUCUGCUUCUGGAGUCCACAAACGACAACUUGGUGACACAAUGCCUUCGAAUCUUCUUGUCUCUGUCAAAUCAUUCGUUUACUAG
Molecule: messenger RNA, 711 nt
Organism: Caenorhabditis remanei
Lineage: Eukaryota; Metazoa; Nematoda; Chromadorea; Rhabditida; Rhabditidae
Exons: 5
Coding region: 1-711 (236 amino acids)
Source: RefSeq, a predicted model, not a curated record